This is a messenger RNA of Ceraceosorus guamensis, 1494 nucleotides long. RefSeq names its product Nucleotidylyl transferase. The record is from RefSeq and is a predicted model, not a curated record. The coding region runs from base 1 to 1494 and encodes 497 amino acids. Gene Ontology annotation, molecular function: nicotinamide-nucleotide adenylyltransferase activity; nicotinate-nucleotide adenylyltransferase activity. NCBI's taxonomy places the organism in Eukaryota, Fungi, Basidiomycota, Exobasidiomycetes, Ceraceosorales, Ceraceosoraceae. The transcript is spliced from 4 exons. Gene Ontology annotation, biological process: NAD+ biosynthetic process.
AUGUCUGGGAACCCCUCGAGGACAGCGAGUCCAUCGCCGCAAACUUCUUCGUCCGGCGCACUUGGGCCUCUACCGCGCAUGACCGACUCGACUGCAGGUCCCGGUCCGGGGGCAGCCUCUGCCAAGCUCGCCGCCCUGUCCAUCGAGUCCUACCACCUCGACUCGCCCCCUUUUACAGGCGCAGCCGUCGGCGGCGGCGGGCAGUCGAUGCAGGCGCAGGCAAGCACAGACACUGCCGUAGGCUCUGCUGGUCCGCCACGUAGUCGAAAGACGUCGCAGAAUGCGCACAAUGCGCACUCCAAGGGCGUCAAUCAAGACGUGCCUGGGUGGCAGCUCGAUGACGAUGCUCGCACGCCUGGUGCCGAGCUUGCCCAGAGCUAUUGGCACGAUGCAGGGGGCCUGUCCGCCAAGAGCACCGCUCCGGCUUCCAAUGCGGGCAGACAAUCUCCACACUCUACCGACACGACGAUCGGGUCGGUCAAGAGCCUGACGCGCGCAGGUCUGGCAGAAGUCAUGUCAGCGCCAGUGACGCUCUCCAAUCAAGAGCGACAGGGCAGACCGGCGUACACGCAGACGGAGGAUGUGGAUGGAUUCGGAGAAGAGUCUUCGAGUCAUCCUGCCGAUGCGUAUGAUGAGCUGGACGCCGCCCAGCACGAGCUGGGCGCUGGUUCGCGGGGCCACGUUCCGCGACAAGCGCAGGGCAAGGAACACUACGCAUUUCCGCGUCAUCGUCUACCCACGAGGAUGCGCGACGACAGCAAGGUGCCUCUGGUCAUUGUAGCAUGCGGCAGCUUCUCGCCGCCCACGUACCUCCACCUGCGAAUAUUUGAGAUGGCCAAAGACCAGGUGAUCGAAGAGGGCAAGUACGAGCUGCUGGGGGGAUACUUUUCCCCCGUCUCGGAUUACUACAAGAAGGAAGGGCUGGCCAAGGCUACUCACCGGGUGCGCAUGUGCGAGCUUGCCGUAGAGAGGACAUCGACUUGGUUGAUGGUCGACGCGUGGGAGUCGCUGCAGGACGAGUAUCAGCGCACGGCAGUCGUCUUGGAUCACUUUGACGACGAAAUCAACGGCGGACAGGACGGCGGGGUGUUGCUCGCAGACGGCACGAGACGGCGGAUUCGCAUCAUGCUGUUGGCUGGCGGAGACUUGAUACAGAGCAUGGGAGAGCCUGGAGUGUGGGCAGAACCAGAUCUGCACCACAUUCUGGGUCGCUACGGAUGCAUGAUCGUCGAGCGCACUGGAGCCGACGUUUGGACAUUUUUGCUCUCCCACGAUCUGCUUUGGAAGUACCGACGAAACUUGAACGUCGUGACGCAGGUGAUUUAUGACGACGUCAGUAGCUCAAAGAUUCGCCUCUUUCUUCGGCGAGGCAAGAGCAUCAGGUACUUGUUGCCACAGGCCGUGGUCAGCUACAUGGCGGAGCACCAGCUCUAUCGUUUGCCGGCCGAGGCAGCAACAGAGCCCGUCGAUGCUGACAAGACGCUCAAUCAGUGA